AUGGCUCAAGAGCUAAUUCAACUUCAGCCAGGAACGCAGGUCGAAAGAUGGACUAUUGAGAAGAAACUUGGUGAGGGAGGUUUUGGUGCUGUGUACCGGUGUCGCGACAACACUGGGCAGUAUGCACUCAAAGUUGAGGGAGUGGCCGAGCAAAUUCAGGUGUUGAAAAUGGAAGUCUAUGUGUUGACAGAAUUGACCAAACGUGGCUCACGACAUUUCUGCAGGAUCGAAGACAAAGGAAGAUAUGGCAAUUUCAACUAUGUGGUUAUGACUCUUGUCGGUAAAUCGCUACAAGAUUUGAAUAGAGGAGGACCCGGAGGGCAUAUGACACUUGGAUGCGCAAUAUCUUGUGGCAUUCAAGCUUUAGAAGCUCUGGAAGGUUUGUCUGCUCAUAUAGGGCCUCCUCCGAAGAAAUUCAAUCAAACCUCAAAUAAAGUCAUUGGAGCAUGA
Haemonchus placei is the source of this 450-nucleotide messenger RNA. The record is from the annotation of a GenBank genome assembly. Lineage: Eukaryota; Metazoa; Nematoda; Chromadorea; Rhabditida; Trichostrongylidae.